CCAGGGGGUGGCUUAGGGAAACCUCAGGAAAAGCGGGCCGGCGAGCAACGCCACCGAAGGGACAGUCAUGGUCUACCUCGUCCAGAGUCCUGGGAACCUGCUGGGGGAUCUAAACGUAAAGCAUCACCCACGGUCGUGAAAUGUAGGCUCUUUUUGCAUCCGGGACCUUGUCCCAGCCUUGGCUGGGUGGAGAAUGGUGUCGCCUAGCAGCCGCCGCCUCUAUUGCUUGCUGGGAACCAGUUGGCGGGAUCCAGUGUCCGCUUGGAACCGCGCAGGGGAGCGGUCGGGCGUAGCUGCGGGCCCGGCUUGGUGGAUGCGGUAGAUAAGAAACCUCCGCUGGUUGCCAGGCGUGCUAGGUGGAUCCUGACGUUAAAGCAUUGCUAAAGAAUUCAAGAUGCCACCUAAUAUAAACUGGAAAGAAAUAAUGAAAGUUGACCCAGAUGACCUGCCUCGUCAAGAAAAAUUGGCAGAUAAUUUAUUGGUUUCUUUAUCCAAGGUGGAAGCAAAUGAGCUAAAAAAUGAAAGUCAAGAAAACGUGAUACACCUUUUCAGAAUUACUCAGUCACUAAUGAAGAUGAAAGCUCAAGAAGCAGAGCUAGCUUUGGAAGAAAUUGAUAAAGCCGGAGAAGAACAAGCAAAAGUUGAAAAUAAAUUCCAAACUGAAUUAAUGAGACUGGAAAGUGAACUGGAGAUGGCACAACAGUCUACAGGUGGACGUGACACUCGGUUUUUACGUGAUGAAAUUCACCAGCUUGAAAAGCAAUUGGAACAAAAAGAUAGAGAAUUGGAGGACAUGGAAAAGGAGUUGGAGAAAGAAAAGAAAGUUAAUGAACAAUUGGCUCUUCGAAAUGAGGAAGCAGAAAAUGAAAACAGCAAAUUAAGAAGAGAGAAUGAACAGCUUCGUCAGGAUGUUAUUGACUAUCAGAAACAAAUAGAUUCACAAAAAGAAACACUGUUAUCAAGAAGAGGAGAAGACAGUGACUAUCGAUCACAGUUGUCUAAAAAAAACUAUGAACUUGUUCAAUAUCUGGAUGAAAUUCAGACUUUAACAGAAGCUAAUGAGAAAAUUGAAGUUCAGAAUCAAGAAAUGAGAAAAAAUCUAGAAGAGUCUGUACAGGAAAUGGAGAAGAUAACUGAUGAAUAUAAUAGAAUGAAAGCUAUUGUGCAUCAGACAGAUAAUAUAAUGGACCAAUUAAAAAAAGAAAAUGAGCAUUAUCGGCUUCAAGUGCAGGAGCUUACAGAUCUUCUAAAAGCAAAAAAUGAAGAAGAUGAUCCAAUCAUGGUAGCUGUUAAUGCAAAAGUAGAAGAAUGGAAGUUAAUUUUGUCUUCUAAAGAUGAUGAAAUUAUUGAAUAUCAGCAGAUGUUACAUAGCCUAAGGGAGAAACUGAAAAAUGCCCAGCUUGAUGCUGAGAAAAGUAACGUUAUGGCUCUACAACAGGGUAUACAAGAACGAGACAGUCAUAUUAAGAUGCUCACUGAGCAAGUAGAACAAUAUACAAAGGAAAUGGAAAAAAAUACAUUUAUUAUUGAAGAUUUGAAAAAUGAGCUCCAAAGAAACAAAGGUGCUUCAACACUUUCUCAACAGACUCAUUAUAUGAAAAUGCAAUCUAAGGUUCAAAUUUUAGAAGAGAAGACUAAAGAGGCUGAGAGAACAGCUGAACUGGCUGAGGCUGAUGCUAAGGAAAAGGAUAAAGAACUAGUUGAGACUCUGAAGCGAUUAAAAGAUUAUGAAUCUGGAGUAUAUGGUUUAGAAGAUGCUGUUAUUGAAAUAAAGAAUUGUAAAAACCAAAUUAAAAUAAGAGAUCGAGAGAUUGAAGGAUUGACAAAGGAAAUCAAUAAACUUGAGAUGAAGAUCAAUGAUUUCCUCGAUGAAAAUGAGGCACUUAGAGAGCGUGUGGGCCUUGAACCGAAGACAAUGAUUGAUUUAACUGAAUUUAGAAAUAGCAAAAGUUUAAAACAGCAUCAGUACAGAGCCGAAAACCAGAUUCUUUUGAAAGAGAUUGAAAGUUUAGAGGAAGAACGACUUGACCUGAAAAAAAAAAUCCGCCAAAUGGCUCAAGAAAAAGGAAAAAGAACUGCAACUUCAGGCUUAAUAGUUGAGGACCUGAACCUAACAGAAAACUUUUCUCAAGAAAAUAGAAUGGGAGAAAGAAAAUUUGAUUUCAUGAGCCUUGAAAAUAUGAAUGCAGCACAUUCAAAGUGUGAAUUUCUUUCAAGAGAACUAAUUGAAAAAGAAAGAGAUUUAGAAAGAAGUAAAACAAUAAUAGCCAAAUUUCAGAGUAAAUUAAAAGAAUUAGUUGAAGAAAAUAAACAACUUGAAGGAGGUAUGAAAGAAAUAUUGCAAGCUAUUAAGGAAAUGCAGAAAGAUCCUGAUGUUAAUGGAGGAGAAACAUCUCUAAUAAUUCCUAGUCUUGAAAGACUAGUUAAUGCAAUGGAAUCAAAGAAUGCAGAAGGAAUCUUUGAUGCCAAUCUCCAUUUGAAAACCCAAGUUGACCAAUUUACUGGGAGGAAUGAAGAAUUAAGACAGGAGCUCAGGGAAGCUCGGAAGGAGGCUAUAAAUUACUCUCAGCAGCUGGCAAAAGCAAAUUUAAAGAUUGAUCAUCUUGAAAAAGAAACCAAUCUUUUGCGGAAAUCAGAAGGAUCAAAUGUUGUUUUUAAAGGAGUAGACUUACCUGAUGGAAUAGCACCAUCUAGUGCCAAUAUUAUUAAUUCUCUGAAUGAAUAUUUAAUACAUAUUUUACAGGAACUAGAAUAUAAAGAAAAUAAGUUAAAGGAUUUAGAAGAUUCUCUUGAAGAGUAUAACAGAAAAUUUGCAGUAAUUCGUCAUCAACAAAGCUUAUUAUAUAAAGAAUAUCUAAGUGAAAAGGAGACCUGGAAAACACAAUCUGAAACAAUGAAAGAAGAAAAGAAAAAACUUGAUAGUCAAAUUCAACAAGAUGCUAUAAAAGUAAAAGAAUAUAAUAACUUGCUCAGUACUCUUCAGAUGGAUUCAGAUGAAAUGAAAAGAACACUUUCCGAUUAUAGUAGAAAAAUCACUGUCUUGCAAGUCAAUGAAAAGUCACUCAUAAGACAAUAUACUACUUUAAUAGAAAUGGAGCACCAACUUAGAAAAGAAAAUGACAAACAGAAGAAUGAAUUGAUAUCAAUGGAAGCUGAAGUUGGUGAAAAAAUUGGACGUUUACAACGAUUUAAGGAGAUGGCCAUUUUCAAGAUUGCUGCUCUCCAAAAAGUUAUGGAUAAUAGUGUUUCUCUGUCUGAACUAGAAUUGGCCAAUAAACAAUACAAUGAAUUGACUGCUAAGUACAGGGACAUCUUGCAAAAAGAUAAUGUGCUUGUUCAAAGAACAAACAACUUGGAACACCUAGAGUGUGAAAAUGCAUCUCUAAAAGAGCAAAUAGAGUCUAUAAAUAAAGAACUAGAGAUUACUAAGGAAAAACUUCACACUAUUGAACAAGCCUGGGAAAAAGAAACUAAAUUAGGAAAUGAAUCUAACAUGGAUAAGACAAAGAAAUCAAUAACCAACAGUGAGAUUGCUUCUAUUUCAAAAAAAAUCACUAUGCUAGAGAUGAAGGAAUUAAAUGAAAGGCAGCGGGCUGAACAUUCUCAGAAAAUGUAUGAACACAUAAAGACUUCAUUAAAACAAAUGGAAGAACGUAAUUUUGAAUUGGAAACCAAAUUUGCUGAGCUUACCAAAAUAAACUUGGAAGCACAGAAGGUGGAACAGAUGUUAAGAGAUGAACUAGCUGGUAGUGUGAGCAAGACAGUAAGUGAUGCUGAUAGACAACGGAUUCUAGAAUUAGAGAAGAAUGAAAUGGAACUAAAAGUGGAAGUGUCAAAACUGAGAGAGAUUUCUGACAUUGCCAAAAGGCAAGUUGAAAUUUUGAAUGUACAACAACAGUCCAGGGAAAAGGAAGUAGAGUCCAUCAGAAUGCAACUGUUAGACUAUCAGGCACAGUCGGACGAAAAGGCACUAAUUGCCAAGUUGCACCAACACCUUGUCUCUCUUCAAAUUAGUGAGGUUACUGCUCUUGGUAAGUUGGAGUCGGUCACAUCAAAACUGCAGAAGAUGGAGGCCUGUAAUUUGCGUUUAGAACAGAAACUGGAUGAAAAAGAACAGGCUCUCUAUUAUGCCCGUUUGGAGGGGAGAAACAGAGCAAAACACCUGCGCCAAACAAUUCAGUCCCUGCGACGCCAGUUCAGCGGAGCUUUGCCCUUGGCACAGCAGGAGAAGUUCUCUAAGACAAUGAUUCAGUUACAAAAUGACAAACUGAAGAUAAUGCAAGAAAUGAAAAAUUCUCUACAAGAACAUAGAAAUAUGGAGAACAAAACAAUGGAGAUGGAAUUAAAGUUAAAGGGGUUAGAAGAGUUAGUAAGCACUUUAAAGGAUGCCCGGGGAGCCCAAAAGGUAAUCAGUUGGCAUAUGAAAAUAGAAGAACUCCGUCUUCAAGAGCUUAAAUUAAAUCGAGAAUUAGUCAAGGAUAAAGAAGAAAUAAAAUAUUUGAAUAAUAUAAUUUCUGAAUAUGAGCAUACAAUCAGCAGUCUGGAGGAAGAAAUUGUACAGCAGAACAAGUUUCAUGAAGAAAGGGAAAUGGCCUGGGAUCAAAGAGAAGUUGAGCUGGAACGUCAACUAGACAUUUUUGACCGUCAGCAAAAUGAAAUACUAAAUGCAGCACAAAAGUUUGAAGAUGUUAUAGGAUCAAUGCCAGACCCGAGCUUGCCCCUUCCAAAUCAACUUGAGAUUGCUCUAAGAAAAAUUAAGGAGAAUGUUCGAAUAAUUCUAGAAACACGAGCAACUUGUAAAUCACUAGAGGAGAAGCUAAAAGAAAAAGAAUCUGCUUUACGGUUAGCAGAGCAAAAUAUUUUGUCAAGAGACAAAGUAAUCAAUGAACUCAGGCUUCGUUUACCUGCCACCGCAGAACGAGAAAAGCUUAUAGCUGAACUAGGCAGAAAGGAGGUAGAACCACAGUUCUAUCACACAUUGAAAAUUGCUCAGCAGACUAUUGCAAACAUGCAAGCAAGGCUGAAUCAGAAGGAAGACAUGUUAAAGAAGUAUCAGCGUCUUCUGGAAAAAGCCAGAGAGGAGCAAAGAGAAAUUGUUAAGAAACAUGAAGAAGAUCUUCAUAUUCUUCAUCAUAAAUUAGAACUACAAGCUGAUAGUUCACUCAAUAAAUUCAAACAAACAGCGUGGGAUUUACUAAAACAGUCUCCUACUCCAGUUCCUACCAACAAGCAUUUUAUUCGUUUGGCUGAGAUGGAACAGACAGUAGCAGAACAAGAUGACUCUCUUGCUUCACUUUUGAUAAAACUAAAAAAAGUGUCUCAAGAAUUGGAGAGACAAAAAGAAAUCACUGAGUUAAAAAUCAAAGAUUUUGAAAAUACCAAAUUACGGCUCCAAGAAAAUCAUGCAGCUGAAGUGAAAAAAGUAAAAGCACAAGUAGAGGAUUUAAGGUGCCUUCUGGCCCAGUCCCAAAAUGAGUUACAGAGUUUAAAAUCUGAACUUCAGGCUCAAAAAGAAGCAAAUUCAAGAGCUCCAACAAGGACAAUGAAAAAUCUAGUGGAAAGGUUAAAGAGCCAAUUAUCCCUUAAAGAGAAACAACAAAAAGCACUUAGUCGAGCACUUUUGGAACUCAGAGCGGAAAUGACAGCAGCGGCUGAAGAACGUAUUAUUUCUGCAACCUCUCAGAAAGAGGCGAAUCUCAAUGUUCAACAGAUUGUUGAUCGACAUACCAAAGAGCUAAAGUCACAAAUUGAAGAUUUAAGUGAAAAUCUUUUAACAUUGAAAGAAGCUCUUAAAACAAGUAAAAACAGAGAAAAUUCACUAACUGAUAAUUUGGAUGACUUAACUAAUGAACUACAAAAAAACCAAAAAGCCUAUAAUAAAAUGCUUAGAGAGAAAGAUGAAAUUGAACAAGAGAAUGAUGAACUGAAAAGGCAAAUAAAAAGACUAACCAAUGGAUUACAGGGCAAAACUCUGAUAGAUAAUAAACAAAGUUUAAUUGAAGAACUCCAAAAGAGAAUUAAAAAGCUAGAAAGCCAACUAGAAAGAAAAGUGGAUGAGGUAGAAAUAAAGCCGAUGAAAGAAAAGAGUGCUAGAGAAGAAUUAAUUAAGUGGGAAGAAGGUAAAAAAUGGCAAAGCAAAAUAGAGGGAAUGCGAAACAAGUUAAAAGAGAAAGAAGGGGAAAUCUAUAUUCUAACAAAGCAGUUGAAUACUGUGAAGGAUCUUUUUGCCAAAGUUGAUAAAGAGAAACUAACUUUGCAGAGGAAACUAAAAACAACUGGCAUGACUGUUAAUCAAGUUAUGGGAGUGCAAGCUUUGGAGUCAGAAAAAGAGUUGGAAGAAUUAAAAAAGAGAAAUCUUGACUUAGAAAAUGAGAUAUCAUAUAUGAGGACCCAUCAGGCUCUUCCUCGAGAUUCUGUUAUAGAAGAUUUACGUUUACAGAACAGAUACCUCCAAGAAAAACUUCAUGCUUUGGAGAAACAGUCUUCAAAGGUUAUCUCUUCUAGGCCUUCUACUUCAGAAAUAGAGUCAGAUGAUCAUUGGCAAAGAGAACAGGAGCUUCAGAAGGAAAACUUGAAGUUGUCAUCUGAAAAUAUUGAACUAAAAUUUCAGCUUGAACAAGCAAAUAAAGAUUUGCCAAGAUUGAAGAAUCAAGUAAGAGAUUUGAAGGAAAUGUGUGAAUUUCUUAAAAAAGGAAAAGAAGAAGUUGAGCGGAAACUUGGCCAUGUUAGAGGGUCCGGCAGAAGUGGAAAGACAAUCCCAGAACUAGAAAAAACCAUUGGUUUAAUGAAAAAAGUAGUUGAAAAAGUCCAAAGAGAAAAUGAACAGUUGAAAAAAGCAUCAGGAAUACUGACCAGUGAAAAAAUGGCUAAUAUUGAACUGGAAAAUGAAAAGUUGAAGGCUGAAUUAGAAAAACUUAAAGCUCAUUUUGGACGACAGUUGAGCAUGCACUAUGAAUCCAAGACCAAAGGCACAGAGAAAAUUGUUGCUGAAAAUGAACGUCUUCGUAAAGAACUUAAAAAAGAAACUGAAGCUGCAGAGAAAUUGCGGAUAGCCAAGAAUAACUUAGAGAUAUUGAAUGAGAAGAUGACAGUUCAGCUAGAAGAGAUGGGAAAGAGGUUACAGUUGGCGGAAAGUAGAGGUCCACAGCUCGAGGGUGCUGACAGCAAGAGCUGGAAAUCAAUUGUUGUUACAAGAAUGUAUGAAACCAAAUUGAAAGAAUUGGAAACUGAUAUUGCCAAAAAAACACAAAGUCUUACUGAUCUUAAACAGCUUGUAAGACAAGCAACAAAGAGGGAACAAAAAGUUAAGAAAUACACCGAAGACCUUGAGCAACAGAUUGAGAUUCUCAAACAUAUUCCUGAAGGUGCUGAAACAAAGGAAGGCCUUCAAAGGGAGCUUCAAGUUCUUAGAUUAGCUAAUAGUAAGCUGGAAAAAGAAAAAGAAGAAUUAAUCCACCAGACAGAAGUACACAAAGACCAAGGCGGAGCGGAGAGCACCGUACAUGAUCAUGGUCAACUAAAGGAAAAGAUAAAGAAUCUAGAGACACAGCUGAAGACUUCAGAUCUAGAAAAGCAGCAUUUGAAGGAGGAAAUAAAAAAGCUGAAGAAAGAACUGGAAAAUGUUGAUCCGUCGUUUUUUGAAGAAAUCGAAGAUCUGAAGUAUAACUACAAAGAAGAAGUGAAAAAAAAUAUUCUUUUAGAAGAGAAGUUAAAAAAACUUUCUGAACAAUUUGGAGUUGAAUUAACUAGUCCUGUUGCUGCUUCUGAACAGUUUGAAGACGAAGAGGGAAGUCCUGUCAAUUUCCCUCCUUAUUAAGGGCCAGCUAUAAUUACAGUUUUUAUUUAACUAUUUACAAGUCUCUGUACUACAUGAUAUCCUUUCCAAUACCCUGUACCUUUACCUGAAUUUGAAAUUUUAGUAAAUAAAGUUGUAUGAAAUUUUUAACACAUUAGAAAAGUAUAUAUUUGAAGAUUUUUUAAAGUUAUGACUAUCAAGUAGGCAAUGAGCUAUAGUGAACUUCUGUACAUUCAUGUUUUAAGUUUUUAAAUAUGAGAGUAACAAUUUUAACUUUUAAAAUUGGGGUUUUAUAUUCUUACCUAUUUAUAUAUGUGUCAUGGUUCUUAAAUUUUAUAUGUAU
Molecule: messenger RNA, 8138 nt
Organism: Myotis davidii
Lineage: Eukaryota; Metazoa; Chordata; Mammalia; Chiroptera; Vespertilionidae
Gene: CEP290
Product: centrosomal protein 290kDa
Exons: 54
Coding region: 395-7816 (2473 amino acids)
Biological process (GO): camera-type eye development; kidney development
Source: RefSeq, a predicted model, not a curated record